AUGGAACCAGGGCUGCAGCGAGCACCCUUCCGCAGGACCCCUUCCUCUCAGCCAGCCAUGCAGGUGCCACCUGGCUCGGUGGCCGGCCACUGGGGAGCCACAAGCCGCAGCUACUUCUACCUCACCACAGCCGUGCUGGUUCUGUGUCUGGUCGUCACAGUGGCAACCAUCAUGGUGCUAGUGGUACAGAGGACGGACUCCAUUCCCAGCCCACCUGACACUGUUCCCCUUAAAGGAGGGAAUUGCUCAGAGGACCUCCUAUGUAUUCUGAAAAAGGCUCCAUUCAAGAAGUCAUGGGCCUACCUCCAAGUGUCGAAGUACCUCAACAAUUCCAAGCUCUCUUGGAACCCUGAUGGUAUCAUCCAUGAAGUCAGAUACCAGGACGGGGAUCUGGUCAUCCAGUUCCCAGGCUGGUACUUCAUCAUGUGCCAAGUUCAGUUCCUCAUGCAAUGCUCAAAUCGUUCCGUGGACCUGAAGUUAGAGCUCCGUGUCAACAAAAUAGUCAAGAAACAGGCCCUCGUGACAGUAUGUGAGGCCGGAGUACACACCAAAAGCAUAUACCAGAAUCUCUCUCAGUUCUUACUUGAUUACUUGCAGGUCAACACAACCAUAUCUGUCACAGUGGAUCAAUUCCAAUAUGUGGAUACAAUCACCUUUCCCCUUGACAAUGUGCUGUCCAUCUUCUUGUACAGCAGUUCAGACUGA
This is a messenger RNA of Dipodomys ordii (Ord's kangaroo rat), 705 nucleotides long. It is a transcript of the gene Tnfsf8, whose product is annotated as tumor necrosis factor (ligand) superfamily, member 8. Gene Ontology annotation, cellular component: membrane. The coding region runs from base 1 to 705 and encodes 234 amino acids. The record is from RefSeq and is a predicted model, not a curated record. The transcript has 4 exons. Gene Ontology annotation, molecular function: tumor necrosis factor receptor binding. Gene Ontology annotation, biological process: immune response; CD8-positive, alpha-beta T cell differentiation. Lineage: Eukaryota; Metazoa; Chordata; Mammalia; Rodentia; Heteromyidae.